GUCAACAGAGACACUCUGCCUCCCGAGCUGGUAAUUUUGAUGCAUGGAGCGAGACGAAGCACGCAAAUAAGAAGCAACAAUGGCGGCCAUUCUGAUUCAAAACUAGGCCCUUCUUCAACUCUAAACACUAAACUCAAACCCAUUCUGGUUUUUUCUCUGUUCAUCUUUUUCCUCUCUUUUCGUGCCCCGUUUUCCAUUAUUCAAUUCCCCCCUCUCUUCCCUAGAGAGAAAAAAAACCCAAAAACAAGCAUCCAAAGCGCGGCGUGGGUAGUGGGUUUUGUUUUGAUAAUCUCAAGAUAAUGCUCCUCAGUUCUGUAUUUUAUUGGCUUCAAUUUGAUUCCCUUCCUUGAUGGAUCGCCAUUGCUAGUUCUUCGAGAGAAACGGAAAGAGGCUGCAAUAUCAAUGAUACAAACUCGAGAAGAAGGAUUUGGAAAUUGAUGCAAAUGUCGUCGACCCCUUCUUCGAGACACUAUUUCCCCUUCUUCCUCUUCUUCUUCUUUUUCUCUGUUCUUCACUGUGUUUCUCGUGUCUCUGCUUCUAAUGGCGAAGCCUCUCUGUUAUUUUCAUGGCUUCGAAGUUCUGGUAGUCGUUCUCAUUUCUCUGAUUGGGAUGUUUUUGACGCUAAUCCAUGUAAUUGGACCUCCAUUUCUUGCUCCUCUCAUGGGUUUGUUACUGGGAUCAAUAUUCAGUUUGUUCCUCUUCGGCUUCCUCUGCCUUCGAAUCUCUCUUCGUUUCGGUUUCUUCAGAAGCUUGUUAUCUCCGGUGCUAAUGUUACCGGAAAAAUCCCCGACGAUAUCGGAAACUGUACGGAACUCGUAGUUCUUGACUUGAGCUUCAAUAAUCUCGUGGGGUCUAUUCCUGAAAGUAUUGGAAAUCUCCGGAAGUUGGAGGACUUGAUUUUGAACGAAAACCAGUUGACGGGGAGUAUUCCGGCGGAGUUAGGGUUUUGCUCUAGCCUCAAGAAUAUCUUCAUUUUUGAUAAUUUGCUGUCUGGAUUUUUGCCGCCGGACGUUGGAAAAUUAGGAAAUCUCGAAGUUCUUCGAGCGGGAGGUAACAAAGAAAUUACCGGAGAAAUCCCACCGGAGAUUGGAAACUGCAGUAAACUGACAUUUUUAGGGCUUGCCGAUACUCAGAUUUCCGGGCGAUUACCGUUGUCUUUGGGAAGGCUUCAGAAGCUUCAGACAUUGUCGAUUUACACGACUUUGCUCUCCGGUGAAAUUCCUUCCGAUCUAGGCAACUGUUCUGAGCUUGUUGAUUUGUAUCUUUAUGAAAAUAGUCUCUCUGGUUCGAUUCCACCACAGAUAGGGGAGCUCAAAAAACUUGAACAAUUGUUCUUAUGGCAGAACAAUUUAGUUGGGGCAAUCCCAAAAGAGGUUGGUAACUGUAGCAGUUUAAGAAGAAUUGAUUUCUCUUUGAAUUAUCUGUCUGGGACUUUACCAUUAACUUUGGGGGAACUUUCAAAGCUAGAGGAGUUUAUGAUUAGUGAUAACCAUGUCUCUGGUUCAAUCCCCUCUAGUCUUUCAAAUGCCAAGAACUUGUUGCAGUUGCAAUUUGAUAACAAUCAGAUUUCUGGGUUGAUUCCUCCAGAGCUUGGGGCUUUAUCAAAGCUUACUGUGUUGUUGGCAUGGCAGAACCAACUUGAAGGAUGCAUUCCUGAAAGUUUGGAGGGGUGUAGUAAUCUUGAAGCUAUUGAUUUGUCUCAUAACUCACUCACUGGGGCUAUUCCUUCUGGAUUGUUUCAGCUUCAUAAUCUCACAAAACUUCUGUUGAUUUCCAAUGAUAUAUCUGGUCCAAUCCCACCCGAAAUCGGUAACGCCAGCUCGCUUGUACGGCUACGGCUUGGAAACAACCGGAUUGCGGGUGGGAUUCCCAGAACAAUUGGCAGCCUGAGUAGUUUAGACUUUCUUGAUCUCUCUGGGAAUCGCAUCUCUGGUCCACUGCCUGAUGAGAUUGGCAAUUGCAGAGAGUUGCAGAUGAUAGAUUUGAGCUAUAAUGCUUUAGAAGGUCCCUUGCCCAACUCAUUGGGAUCUUUGUCUCAGCUUCAGGUCUUGGAUGUUUCAUAUAAUCGAUUUUCGGGUCAGCUUCUGGGGAGCUUUGGCAGUCUUGUUUCGUUAAAUAAGCUUGUUUUGAGAGCAAACUUGUUCUCGGGAUCGAUACCGACAUUUCUUGGGCUAUGUUCAGGUUUGCAACUACUCGAUCUUAGUAACAACCAUUUUACUGGAAACAUUCCACUGGAGUUGGGACAGCUUGAUGCUCUUGAAAUUGCUCUCAAUCUCAGCAACAAUGAACUCUAUGGGCCAAUCCCACCUCAAAUAUCUGCACUUACCAAGCUUUCAGUACUUGAUCUGUCGCGAAAUAAGCUUGAGGGCAACUUGAAACCGCUUGCCGGGCUGAGUAAUCUGGUCUCUCUCAACAUCUCUUACAAUAAUUUCAGUGGUUAUCUCCCUGACAACAAGCUUUUCAGGCAGCUAUCACCAAUGGACCUGACUGGCAAUGAAAGGCUAUGUUCUUCGAUCAGGGACUCAUGUUUCUCUAUGGAUGGAUCAAGACUAACGAGGAAUGGAAACAAUGUGAGACUAUCACAUAAGCUUAAGCUAGCAAUUGCCUUGCUUGUUGUUUUAACAUUUGUCAUGAUAAUCGUGGGGAUUAUUGCAGUGGUUAGAGCAAGAAGAAACAUAAUCGAUGAUGAUGAUUCAGAGUUAGGGGACAAAUGGCCUUGGCAAUUCACACCAUUCCAGAAACUAAAUUUCUCUGUGGACCAAGUACUAAGAUGCCUAAUAGAUUCAAAUGUGAUUGGAAAAGGAUGUUCUGGGGUUGUCUAUCGAGCUGAUAUUGGUAACGGCGAGGUCAUUGCAGUGAAGAAGCUGUGGCCAACAGUAUCAGCUGUCGCUAAAGGGUAUACUAACGAUAAACCAAGAGUUCGUGAUUCCUUCUCCACGGAGGUGAAAACUUUAGGCUUGAUUCGUCAUAAGAACAUUGUUAGAUUCUUGGGUUGUUGUUGGAACAAAAACACAAGGUUGCUUAUGUAUGAUUACAUGCCCAAUGGGAGUUUGGGAAGCCUCCUCCAUGAAAGAGGAGGGAAUAAUGUUGCCUUGGACUGGGCACUUAGGUACAAAAUCUUGCUUGGUGCAGCACAAGGGCUUGCUUACUUGCACCAUGACUGUGUCCCUGCCAUUGUUCACAGGGACAUCAAAGCCAAUAACAUUCUCGUUGGCCUAGACUUUGAGCCUUACAUUGCUGAUUUUGGCCUUGCCAAGCUUGUCGAUGAUGGCAAUUUCGGUCAGUCUUCCAACACCGUCGCCGGUUCUUAUGGAUACAUUGCUCCUGAAUAUGGAUACAUGAUGAAGAUCACAGAAAAGAGCGAUGUUUACAGUUUUGGCGUCGUAGUAUUGGAAGUCCUAACAGGAAAGCAACCAAUUGAUCCAACAAUACCAGAAGGGCAACAUGUGGUUGAUUGGGUGAGACAGAAGAAAGGGGUGGGAGUUCUAGACUCAACCCUUCUGUCUAGGCCAGAGACAGAGAUAGAGGAAAUGGUGCAAGUUUUAGGCAUAGCAUUGCUGUGCGUGAACUUCUCCCCGGACGAGCGCCCGAACAUGAAAGAUGUCGCUGCCAUGCUUAAAGAAAUCAAGCACGAAACCGACUCAAAGAUUGACGUGUUCGUUGAAGGGGGGAGUGAUGGUCAAGAAAACAAGAGGCCAAAGGGGGUGUUGGCAAUGGCAACAGCUUCAUCCUCGUCUAAUAAACCGGGAACGGAAAGUGUUUGUGUUAAAAGUGAUGGUUACAGCCUUUCUUCUUCCUCAUUGCUUUACCCAUCUUCCUCUAUUGCUGGGAGUCAAGUGAAUUAAAGAAUUGUAUAAUAUAACAAUACAGGGGAAAGGGUUUGUGAUUUCCAUUGAUUUUUCAGGCUGUUCUCUGUUUUUUUUUCUUGAUCCUUUUCAAUUUUUUCUAUGUAAAGAGAGA
Messenger RNA from Benincasa hispida (wax gourd), 3960 nucleotides. RefSeq lists its product as uncharacterized. Lineage: Eukaryota; Viridiplantae; Streptophyta; Magnoliopsida; Cucurbitales; Cucurbitaceae. Gene Ontology annotation, biological process: protein phosphorylation. The record is from RefSeq and is a predicted model, not a curated record. Gene Ontology annotation, molecular function: protein binding; protein kinase activity; ATP binding.